AUGUCUCAAAGUCAAUUUCAACCAGGUUCAUCUACUAUUCCUACUAUGGAAUCUGCUGAUCAUCUUGUUGAACAAGUUCCCAUUGAUGAAGGUGAAGAUGAUGAAAUGCACGAUGAUGUCGAUUUGGAGAUUCUUGCCGAUAGACAUGAGAAUGAUAAAGAAGAAACGUUGGAAGAAACUAGGGAGGUUUAUAAAAAAAAAGUUGAGCUAAGACAUCAUAUGUGUGGCAAGGUUCUGUCUUUCACCAUUGAAUCUCAUUCUGAAGGGAUCAUUUCGAUUGCCAAUUAUCGGUACGAUCAUGCUAAGGAUGGAAUAAAGUAUUUGUGUAAUUCUGAAGCGCAUCUCAUUGAAUUUAGUAAGAUAAAAAAGCAACUCUCUUUAUCUCUGAAGAAGUUAUUUCUUGAUUGUCCAAUACGAUGGAAUAGAACUUAUAUGAUGUUAGCUUCAGCUUUACAGUUUAAAGAUAUGUAUAUUGAUGUUGGAUUUCUUUAUGUGCCGACUGAAUUUGAAUGGAGCCAAGUGGAAGAUGUUUGCCAAUUUUUAGGAGUUUUUCAUGACAUUACAAAUGUGAUUUAUGCGUCUGAAUAUCCAAAGGCUAAUAUUUUCUUCCCUAAGUUGUAUCGGAUUAAAGAGCUUCUUAAUGAGAAAUCCUCACAUCAUUCUUCUCAUAUGAGGUCUAUGGCAUUAAGAAUGAAAGAGAAGUUUGACAAGUAUUGGGGAGAAAGUAAUAUGUUGAUAUCUUUGGGUGCUAUUUUAGAUCCAAGAUAUAAAAUGGAACUUGUUGAUUUUGCUUUUCCAAUAAUUUAUGGUGAGGAUGAAGCUUCAACUUACGUGAGUGAGAUCAAGAAGAUUUUGUAUGAUCUUUAUGAUGAGUAUGUCACAAGCUACACUUCUAAAGAGAGGCCUACGAUUGUAUCGAAACGUAAAUAUUCUGAAAUUGGAGGGUCUUCGACUUCUAACUCUUUGGAAUUUAGUGGAGUUAGAAGUGAAGUUUUAACCGGAAAAGCAAAUUUUAACAUGCACAUGAUUAAGUCUAAUAAAGCUCCACCACAAAAUUCUGAUUUGGAUUUCUAUUUGAGUGAAAGUAGAUAUGAUUGCGAUGCCAAUGCAAACCUUGAUGUUUUGGGUUGGUGGAAAGGAGAAAGUUGA
Andrographis paniculata is the source of this 1149-nucleotide messenger RNA. RefSeq names its product zinc finger BED domain-containing protein RICESLEEPER 1-like. The record is from RefSeq and is a predicted model, not a curated record. Gene Ontology annotation, molecular function: DNA binding. The transcript has 3 exons. The coding region runs from base 1 to 1149 and encodes 382 amino acids. Lineage: Eukaryota; Viridiplantae; Streptophyta; Magnoliopsida; Lamiales; Acanthaceae.